AUAAAGGCCCGCCCUAGACCUACACAGGGCGGUUUUGAAGCUAUCACCUCAAAGUCGUGGCGGCUGCGCCCCGGACGUCCCGCUGACUGCGCAGGUGCUUCUGAGAAAUGUCUACCAACGAGACAGAAGCCCCUGCUGACACCCAGGCAACAGCUGAAGAACCGGUACAGCAGCCCAGCGUGGUGGACCGAGUGGCCAACAUGCCCCUCAUCAGCUCCACCUGUGGCAUGGUAUCGGCAGCCUACACCUCCACCAAGGAGAGCUACCCCCAUAUCAAGACUGUCUGCGAUGCGGCGGAGAAAGGCGUGAAGACCCUCACAGCAGCAGCCAUCAGCGGGGCCCAGCCCAUCCUGUCCAAGCUAGAGCCCCAGAUCACAUCAGCCAGUGGCUAUGCCCACAGGGGGCUCGAUAAGCUGGAGGAGAACCUGCCCAUCCUACAGCAGCAGCCGGAGAAGGUCCUGGCGGAUACCAAGGAACUCGUGUCGUCCAGGGUGUCGGGGGCCCGAGAAGCUGUGUCCAACACGGUGUCCAGCGCCAAGGACACAGUGGCCACCCGAAUGACAGAGGCAGUAGAUGUGACCCGGGGAGCUGUGCAGAGCGGAGUGGACAUGACCAAAUCCGUGGUGACCAGCAGCGUCCACUCGGUCAUGGGGUCCCGCGUGGGCCAGAUGGUGCUGAGCGGAGUGGACACGGUGUUGGGCAAGUCAGAGGAGUGGGUGGACAACCACCUGCCCAUGACAGACUCCGAGCUGGCCCACCUCGCCACAUCCGUGGAGGGCUCUGACGUGGCCUCAGUGCAGCAGCAGCGGCAGGAGCAGAGCUACUUCGUGCGUCUGGGCUCCCUGUCGGAGCGGCUGCGCCAGCGGGCCUACGAACACUCACUGGGAAAACUGCAGCACACCAGGCAGAGGGCCCAGGAGGCCCUGCUGCAGCUGACGCAGGCGCUCAGCCUGAUGGAAACUGUCAAGCAGGGAGUUGAUCAGAAGCUGGUGGAGGGUCAGGAGAAACUAUCCCAGAUGUGGCUCACCUGGAACCAGAAGAAGCAGCUCCAGGGCGCAGAGGGGGACCUGCCCAAGCAAGAGCAGGUCGAGUCCCAGACGCUCACCAUGUUCCGGGACAUUGCCCAGCAGCUGCAGGCCACCUGCACCUCUCUGGGGUCCAGCAUCCAGGGGCUGCCCACCCACGUGAAGGACCAGGUGCAGCAGGCUCGGCGCCAGGUGGAGGACCUCCAGGCCACCUUUUCUGGCAUUCACUCCUUCCAGGACCUGUCCAGCAGCGUCCUGACACAGAGCCGAGAGCAAGUGGCCAAGGCCCGGGAGGCCCUGGACCACAUGGUCGAGUACGUGGCCCAGAGCACACCCAUCACCUGGGUGGUGGGACCCUUCGCCCCUGGAGUCGCUGAGAAAGCCCAAGAAGAAAAGAAGUAGGAUAGACAGUAAGGGGGCUCAGCAACUCAGUCCCUCUCCUAGGGGACCAGCAAGGAGCCCUGAACCCCCAUCCCCUACCCCCCAGCCUAUCAGCUGCCACCCUGGGAAGCUGGGGCCUCUCACAGACCAGUCCCACCCCCUCUCUGAGCCCGGAGGAGGCAUGUUCUGACCUUAUCAGUCAUUCGUGUGAGGUAUCUGGAAAUUUUUUUCUAGAAGCCUUUAAAACAAUUGUUUUAGAAGAAGGUCCCAACUUUUUUUUUCUUUCUUAAAAACCAGGGACAUAGUUCUCCCAUCCCACUUCCUUUUCUACAUCCAGAGCCCCAGACAUCAGUCUUUAGGAACUGGACUUGGACCUCCGGCCUGAGAAGUGGGCCUCCUGCCACAGGGUGGGGGUGGGGCUCCCCAGCGCUUUGUAGAGCAGAAAGGGGCCGAGGCCUGCCCAGCAGCUCAUAGGUGCCUGGAGCUUCAGUGUCGCCUUAAUAAAUUUUACCUGCAGCUAAUUGCAA
This is a messenger RNA of Phyllostomus hastatus (greater spear-nosed bat), 1933 nucleotides long. It is a transcript of the gene PLIN3, whose product is annotated as perilipin 3. Gene Ontology annotation, biological process: lipid storage; positive regulation of triglyceride storage. Gene Ontology annotation, cellular component: cytosol; lipid droplet. The transcript is spliced from 8 exons. The coding region runs from base 108 to 1427 and encodes 439 amino acids. Lineage: Eukaryota; Metazoa; Chordata; Mammalia; Chiroptera; Phyllostomidae. The record is from RefSeq and is a predicted model, not a curated record.